AUGGAACAAGAGAACCAGACAUCUGUGAGCACAUUCAUCCUCCUUGGCCUCUCCAACAUCACGCAUCUUCAGGCUCUAUACUUCCUGCUCUUCCUGGGGAUUUAUACCAUCACACUCUCAGGAAAUGUUCUCCUGAUUGUAGUAGUGAGAGCCGACAGCCAGCUGCACACUCCUAUGUACUUCUUCCUUAGCAACCUGUCAUUCAUUGACAUCUGUUUCUCCUCCACCAUUGUGCCCAAACUACUAGCCAAUACCUUAUCUCAGGACAAAAGCAUUUCCUUCUUAGGAUGUGCCUCGCAGAUGUAUUUUUCUUUAGCCUUGGGAGCAACAGAAUGCAUAGUAUUAGCUGUCAUGGCCUACGACAGAUAUGUGGCUAUCUGCAAUCCUUUGCGCUAUCAGAUUAUCAUGAACAAGACUCUGUGCCUUUGCCUGGCUGCUUCUGCCUGGACUGUGAGCUUCCUCAACUCCGUGAUCCACGCCACAUUCACCUUCCAGCUGCCUUACUGCAGGUCCAACCGUGUUAACCACUACUUCUGUGAGAUGCCUCCUCUCUUCCGCCUCUCCUGCAGAGACACCUUCUUCAAUGAGGUGGCGGUGUAUAUCUCCGGUGGAUUAAUUGCACUUUGCUCCUUCGUCUUGACCAUUAUUUCUUAUAUUCACAUCAUUUCUAACAUCCUGAAGAUCCGCUCCAGCAAAGGGAGAUACAAGGCGUUCUCCACAUGUGCCUCACAUAUAACCGUGGUUUCCCUCUACUACGGCGCCAUUAUGUUCAUGUACCUACGUCCUCGGCACAGUUACUCCCCAGAUCGGGACAGAGCGGUCUCCAUACUCUACACGGUGGUGACGCCAAUGCUGAACCCCAUCAUCUACAGUAUAAGGAAUAAGGAUGUCAAAGGAAGUCUAAAGAAGAAACUGUCUCCGACGGUAUGUAAAUAG
Pseudophryne corroboree (corroboree frog) is the source of this 936-nucleotide messenger RNA. Its product is annotated as olfactory receptor 5V1-like. NCBI's taxonomy places the organism in Eukaryota, Metazoa, Chordata, Amphibia, Anura, Myobatrachidae. The record is from RefSeq and is a predicted model, not a curated record. Gene Ontology annotation, cellular component: membrane. Bases 1 to 936 code for a protein of 311 amino acids. Gene Ontology annotation, molecular function: G protein-coupled receptor activity; odorant binding; olfactory receptor activity. Gene Ontology annotation, biological process: G protein-coupled receptor signaling pathway. The transcript has a single exon.